UCAGUGACCGACAGGAUUCACCCGCCUAUGUCGAACACAACUACAAUUACUCCGGAGGAGAUUCAAGCUUUGGACUUGGACCUCAUGACAGCCCCAAAUAUCAAAUAUAUUAACAUUGCUGCUUUAACGGUGUUUACCUGGGACCUGACUUAUUCUGGACCGUUGACAAAGCCACUAGUCCUUACUUUUCCACACGAGUAUAGACUAUGGAACGCCAAGUGGACGCCUGUAAAAGUUCUAUUUCUCGUGAAUCGAUACUUUGCGCUUGGGACAGCUAUCCUAAUCACAUUCUUGACAUUCGACGUUACACCUACAUGGGCUACAUGUAAGCUCAGACACUUUUAUCCCCUUACCCCCCUCAUGGAAAUGUCAGGCUCUGCAAAUACCCUCUUUGCUGUUAUCGCUUUGUUACUAGUGGCCAACAUUGAAAUGAUUCUCCUACUUCGAUUAUACGUGUUGUACGCCUAUGAUAAAAGAAUUGUCCUCCCUGUGUCAGCAUUGUUCGUCGCGGUCUUCAGUGGGAUGAUGGUGAUGGCAGUGAUCAUAUACCAGUAUGAGAAGGAUCACGAAGCUCAGAUCUUUGGCGCAUGCGCUAUACUUGGGUCCGUGGAUUGGCUGUAUCUUUUCUGGGUACCAAUGAUGGGCUUUGACUUUGUUCUUGUCCUGUUAGCAGGCUACAAAUCCCUUCAGCACUAUUUCCAGGUACCAGACAAGAAUUGGUCUGGUGCACGUCUCAUGCGUGCCUUCGCACGAGACUCGAUUAUUUAUUUCCUCUGUAACUUUUUAGUAUACCUAUUCAGUACCUUGCUGGGCAAAUUCGGCCCUGUUGAGUAUUAUCAACUUGGCGCGAUCACGAUCACAGUCAUCCCACCUGUGUCAGCGAAUCGUCUCAUCAUCAAUAUGUACAACUCAGUACACACCGAGGAAGAAGAGAUAUAUACAAAGAGAAGGAAGGGACGUGUAGGGGAACACCGACUCGGACAAAGCAGCUCCUUCUAUCAACAAUUUACGUCCUCAUCCACUAGUUACAACAAUGUUGUGGAGACUAGUGGUACCAAGGACUUGGAGACAGCGGUAAUGAUUCAAUAUGGCUGCACCGAUGCAGACGGCAUCUUCCCAAGUGGCGUCUUCUAUCGCCCAUACAUUAUUUUGGAGGAAGUGACUCCGCCAACGCCCUACAUGAUGAACGUCAUCACACUACCUCUGAACGAGGCUGCCGGUGCUGUAAAUGAGCAGAUUUCGAGCCGCAUUUACUGCCUGCGCAAACUUCUCGGUCUCCAAGGCCGCAUCGGCACUUUCA
Suillus discolor is the source of this 1300-nucleotide messenger RNA. RefSeq lists its product as uncharacterized. The annotation marks the transcript as partial. The record is from RefSeq and is a predicted model, not a curated record. Lineage: Eukaryota; Fungi; Basidiomycota; Agaricomycetes; Boletales; Suillaceae. The transcript has 20 exons.